Vanderwaltozyma polyspora DSM 70294 is the source of this 2721-nucleotide messenger RNA. It is a transcript of the gene SAS3, whose product is annotated as histone acetyltransferase. NCBI's taxonomy places the organism in Eukaryota, Fungi, Ascomycota, Saccharomycetes, Saccharomycetales, Saccharomycetaceae. Bases 1 to 2721 code for a protein of 906 amino acids. The transcript has a single exon. The record is from RefSeq and is a predicted model, not a curated record. Gene Ontology annotation, molecular function: histone acetyltransferase activity. Gene Ontology annotation, biological process: regulation of DNA-templated transcription.
AUGAACAGUGCUGAUAUGAAUAAUGUAGAUGGGGUCAUUCCAAUAAACAAUGGUGGUGAUGAUAAAUUAAAAAAGAUUAAAAAAAGAAGGGAUGCUUUGCUCCGAAAUCUUAUUAUUGAUGAUAAUAUACAUUCUCAGGUAUCAAAAGUUGCUUUGGAAAACCCAGAUAAACGAAGGUCAAGAAGAGUCAAUACUCCAGUUAGUUAUGUAUACAAGAGGAAGGCUGCUUAUGGAUUUGAACAGACCGUUAAAUCUAGAAGAAAAUCAAAAAGAAGUAAUGUGAAAAAUGUACCGAAACGAAUUCAAUAUAAUGAAAUCAAGCAAAACAAUACAGUAGAACAGGAACCUAGUAAUGAUAGUACUAUUCCGCCCAAACCAGUCAUAGAAAAUCCCCCAGUUAACGUAAGCAUAUAUGGUAUCCCCAAAACAGCUGAAGAAUUUAACACAUAUAAUCCAAAUGUUCAAUUAAAUAUCAAUUCUGAUAGUACAGAAAUAAAACCGCAAUUAGAUAUGGCUGUAUUGAAGAUAAAAUAUGAUCCACUUAAGUGUUUGAAUUUUGAUAAUAUACUGAGAACUUCACAAAGGAAAGAUGUUGAAUCUUUAGAACAUAAUAAUAUUCAUGAUUUUGAAAUUACUGAAUCGGAAGAGCUUAUUAAUAUGUUAGAUAACUACAGUUUACUCCCUUUUAGGGGAGCCAUUAAUAAAUCUAAGGAUGCUUCUACACAUAAGACAACACCAAAUAUUGUGGAUCGACAGUUUUUCAAAUCACUUCUAGAUCAAUCAUCAAUGGCUAGUUUUUGUAAUGCAAAUGUGUUGUUAGCAAGCCAUCCGGAUCCUAAUGAACCAGAUUUUCUUAAUCGAGACAGUAAAGGACGUUUAAAGAGAAAAAAUAAAUCUCUAAAAUAUCGUGGAAGUGUGACGACAAAGAAUUCUAAUACAAAAUCUAUUGAAUUUAUAUAUUUAAGAAACUACGAAAUUAAAACAUGGUAUACAACACCAUAUCCAGAAGAAUAUAAUAAAAACAAAAUUCUUUUCAUCUGCGAAUUUUGCUUGAAGUACAUGAAUUCAAGAUACAUUUAUUACAGGCAUCAGUUAAAAUGUACCCAUACGCAUCCACCAGGAAAUGAAAUAUAUAGAGAUGGAAAAAUAUCUGUAUGGGAGGUAGAUGGUAGAGAAAAUGUAAUUUAUUGUCAGAAUUUAUGUUUAUUAGCAAAAUUGUUUUUGAAUUCGAAGACUUUAUACUAUGAUGUUGAACCUUUUAUAUUUUAUAUUCUAACUGAAAGAGAGGAUGAAGGUUAUCAAUGUCCAAGGUUCCAUUUAGUUGGAUACUAUUCACAUGAAAAGUUGAACUCAACUGAUUAUAAUUUGAGUUGUAUUUUAACCUUGCCUAUAUAUCAAAGAAAAGGUUAUGGUCAUUUUUUGAUGGAUUUUUCUUAUUUACUAACAAAAAGAGCGUAUAAAUUAGGUACUCCAGAAAAACCACUUUCAGACCUUGGACUGUUGUCAUAUAGGAAUUUUUGGAAAAUAAAAUGUGCACAGGUAUUAUUGAAAAUAAAAGAAACCAUAUUGACAAACUCUGAGUCGAUAUAUAUUACUCUAGAAGACAUUUCUAAUUUGACUGGUAUGAUUCCCACUGAUGUAGUUUUGGGUUUGGAACAACUAGGGGUACUGUAUCAGAAAACAGUAAUUGAUAAGGAACAAGAAAAUAAGUCUAGUACAUCAUAUUGUAUCAUCAUUGAUUCGUGGGAUAGAAUACAAGGAAUAUAUGAUAAAUGGAAAGCCAAGGGCUAUAUAGAAUUAAAGUCUAGUAAGCUUAUAUGGAAACCGAUGAUAUUUGGCCCUUCUUGCGGAGUCAACGCUGUUGGUACUUCCAUAGAAACUGUUAGCAAUGCAUCUAAAGAUUUGACAGUCCCAGGACAAGUUCAAUCGGAUUUCUUUAAAAACAGUAUAUCUAUGUUAGUCAAUUUUAUGAAAGAUGAUAUUAUAGAUCCCAGGCCCAUGGAGGAAGUUGCGAUGGAGGAAAUAAAAAAGCGGCAAUUACACCAAUUUUCUGAAAUUAAGCAAGAUAUUUCGAAUUGGAGAUUGUCUUUUGUAGAACCAAAUUUAGAAGAACGUUCAAUUCGAUCCAAUGGUAUCAACUCUCACAAUUCUUCAGGAAACAAAACCAAAUUUCAAAAAUCUAGUCUGGAUGCAACCAAUAAAGUUGAGAAAACGGUUGCCUCAGAUUCAGAACCCGAGAAUAUUAUUGAAGAAAUUGAUGAGAUAGAGGACAAGGAAGAUGAUGCAUAUGAAAUAGAUGAAGAAAAUGAAGAGGAAUCUGAUGAAGAUGAAUAUGAUGAAGGUGAAGAUGAUGAUAUCCAGACAAGAAAAUCUAGGCGUAAUAGAUAUUCUAGUUCUGAUUCUGAUACCAGUGAUGCAGAAGAAUUUGUAGAUAUAAAUGAACUAGCUAAUGACGAUGAUAUUACGACAGGAAAAGAGAAUGUCGUUGAAGAAAAUGGUACAAUCACUGGAAAGGAUGAUUCUGAAAAAACAGAUUCUGUUGAAAAGUUAGUUGAAACACCAAUUAAUGAGGUAGGGAAUAAAAAAGGAAGGACAACCAAGGAAAUACCACACAGGGAAAAGCCAUCUAAUGGAAUAUUACCGAAGAGAAUCUCCAUUAAAGAAAUACCACCUAAGAACAAGCCACGAAAGGCAAUCCGUAGGCGUAAACGCAGGUGGUAA